CAAUCAGCAAGCUCUAACUUCAAUUAAGCUAGUUCCGGGUAAUUCUACUUCUACUUCUGAUGAGGAGGAAGAAGAAGAAUUUUUGGAUGGUCACUACACCAUAUUGGCCAGAUAGCAACUCAAAUUAGCAACGGAAAUGUAGCAGUUGCUAAUUUUCAGUUGCGAAUUUCUGUUGCUAAAAUUUCGCAAUAGCCAGCUGCUGUUGCUAAUUUCGCAACUGCCAUUCCUCAGUUGCUGUUCACAACUGUUUCUGUUUUAGGCGUGCGAAGUACCCGUGUGACAAAACACACCUGCAAACACCUUUUUUUACCUUUUUUUCCUGAGCGUGCAAAUUUCAUGUGUGCACUCCUCUUAUCCUUAGAGAAAAUAUUCCACUUCAAUCAUUCAACACUCGUCCUCUCUCUCACUCUCUUUCUCCUGAAGAAAAAAAAUCUCCCGCCAUGAAUCUUUCCCGCCGUGGAAAUCUGAGGAAGCUAGAUUGAUACUUAGGGUUUUAUGUAUUUUGUUUAAAGGGGAAAGAAGAAUAAAGAAGUGCCAGGCGAUACAUCUACAGCUGAAAGCGAACUCAAGGAAGCGGAAAGUGAAUACUAAAUUUGGCUUGAGUGGAAGAUUCGAUCUGAGAUUUCGUAAGGAGUUACUGCAGCUGCUAUUGCUAAUCAAAGGCAUUUUAUUGGCAUCACAGAGCAAAGUCAGAUAUGAAUGUUAUGCGCCAUUCGAUAGAUUCUUCAGCUUGGAAAUGUGCAGAUAACUUUUCUCCGGAGUUCUCCAAGGAGCCAAGAAAUGUGACACUUGGGAUUUCGACAGAUGGCUUCAACCCGAAUGGGUGUUUCGGACUUAGUCACAGCUGUUGGCCAGUUAUUAUAUGUCCGUACAAUCUUCCUCCUUCGAUGUGUAUGAAGCGAGAGUUCGCGAUGUUGUGUUUGUUAAUUUCAGGACCAAGAGCACCUGGUAAAGACAUUGAUGUAUAUUUACAGCCACUAAUAGAGGAGUUGUUGCAGUUGUGGAAUGAAGGUGUUAUUACAUAUGAUGCUUACAGUAAAACUGAAUUUAUGAUGAAAGAAAGACUAUUAUGGGCUAUUCAUGAUUUUCCGGCGUUACGAACUUUAGCUGGGUGUGUUACACAUGGAUAUUAUGCUUGUCCAACAUGUGGAGAAGGGACACUUUCUGAAUAUCUACCGUUUAGUAAGAAGAUUUGUUACAUGGGACACAGAAGGUGGCUGCCAGCGAAACACAAGUAUCGAGAUGAUAGAACACAUUUCAGUGGAGGGGUAGUGCAUGGUUCAGCUCCAUGGCCGCUUACAUGGCUGCAAAUUCAGGAGAUGGAUGCAAAUAUCAGAACCAAAAAGGGUAAGGGCAAGCCGCCAUCAUCUGCAAGUCUGAAGCAUAAAAGGAAAGCUGAAGUCGGGAAUGAAGUUGUUGCUGAUGUAGAAGAUCAGGUUCAUGACCACUCACUAUAUUCUAGAAGAUCUAUUCUUUAUGAUGUGCCAUAUUGGGGUUCAAAUGCAGUCCGGCAUAUUACAGACGUUAUGCAUACAGAGAAGAACGUCACUGAGCAUCUUAUUGACACUGUUAUGGGUAAUAGCAAGUCAAAAGAUAGUCCUAGUGCACGUAAAGACAUGGAAGCCAUGGGGAUUAACAAGAAGUUAUGGUUGAAAGUAGAUGAAGUGACCGGUAAAACGACAAUGGAAGAUGGAACUUUUGCCAUGACAAAGAAGGAGAAAGUGGCAUUUUGUAUUGUUUUGAAGAACUUAAAAGUGCCUUCUCGUUUCUCUUCCAAUCUCCGCAGCAGCGUCAUCAUCGAUCCCCUUGAGCUAAAGAAUUUCAAAUCCCAUGAUUACCAUGUUGUCAUGCAACAUUUGUUUCUUUUGCUAGUUCAUACGGCGACUUCACUACCUAAAGAUCUACGGGUUGCUCUUCAUCGGAUAAGUCUAUUUUUCAGAAUUUUGUGUGCGAAGGUUAUUAACAGAGAACAUCUUUUAAGAGAAAAAGCUACUCUGGUGGAAGCUAUGUGUGUUUUGGAAAAACAUUUUCCUCCUUUUUUCGUCAUCAGUAUACAUUUGAUGGUGCAUCUGGCUGAUGAAGCUCUAGUCUGCGGUCCGGUCAGAUAUAGGUGGAUGUAUCCCUUUGAGAGGUUAAUGAAAGGUUUCAAAGGUUUGGUACGAAAUAAAAGGUAUAUUGAUGGAUGCAUUGCAAGAGGUUAUACAUUCCGUGAAGCAAGCUUAUACUGUAUGGAGGACUUUUCAACUGAUGGUGAUGGUACUCAUAAACAUACCAGACAAGCCUUUUUAGAUGAUGAUGCUGAGUUUUUCGAUGAGAUUCCUUUGAGUAAAGCUAAGAGUAUCAAAUUAACUCAAGUACAGUUUGAGCAAGCACGCAAGUGGGUUCUGUCUAAGUAUGUUGGAAUAGAGGACUGGCAAAGGUCUGUCUAUCUGAUUGUACUUGCAUUGUUGUUUGGUUUCAGAAAGUAUGAUUCCUAUGUUAACAACGCCAAUAAUACCUCAAAGAGUUUCUAUUUUUGGUUACGCGACGAGGUUAUCAUGGCAGCAGUGGAGGUAGAUGAAAAUGGACUUCCGAUGUCGAGGAAUUCAACAAAACUUGGCAUCCUGAAGGGCUCGUUGGUUCGUACUCAUAUUCCUAUCUCCUACACAAACUGGAAGAUGGUGCCUGAAAAUUACAAAGACGAUGUCUGGGAGGAACUACAAAAAUCGUAUCUAUUGCCUGAUGCUUGUAAAGAAACUGUGAUAAAGGGGAUGUCUGAUCCAUGGAGGCGACUUAAGUGGGAGUUACGAAUAACAUAUUAUGAUCCAUAUCCCACUUAUGAAGAAAGGACUGCACGUACUCCUCCAAAUAUAACUGAUGAAGACUGGAAAACAUUCUGUCGCAACGAGGAGGAUGAAAAGGUUCAGAAAAAUAGAUUGGAUAAUAAGAGGAAAAGGGAGAAUUAUGAUUACAGUCAUACCUCCGGUCGAAAACCUCAUAGUUUGGUGAGAGCUGAAUUGGAGCUGGAGAAUCCUAGAGUAGAAAUCACUACCUCUGAUGUGUGGAUUAAAGACCAUACACAAGAGGGUGGGAAAAUACUACGCAGUGCGCAGAAAUACUAUGAUGAUCUGAAGAAGGCACAACUAGAUACUAAGGAAAAACAAGAUUCGGGUUCUUCUGUAGAUGAAGCUGAUCCAUUGACUGUAGCUUUUGGGAAGGAUACAAGGGGACGGGUUCGUGCUGUUGGUGCAGUUUCUCGUACACAAUAUGACUAUUCAGCUCCUGCAUGUGCGAAAGUUGCUGAAAUGAAGUAUAAGGAUGGAUAGCUCAAGCAUCAGGUAAAAGAUUUAGGUACCAAGAUGGGGUUUCUACUCGAAGGCUUUGGAACCUUAUGUAACGUUGUCAAUAAUAUCCAAUAUGGACAAUCCUCAUUUAUUGGCUCGAACCACAUGGAUAGUUCACAAGUUCAUACAAUUUCACCUGCUCAUACUCCUGCAGCAGGCAAUACCAGUUCACCUGCUCAGGCUCCUUCAGCUGGCAAUACAAGUUCCCCUGCUCAUGCUCCUUCAUCUGAAAAAUCUGUAGCUGCUGACACCAUAUCACCAGCUCGAUCAGCUGUAGGUUCUGAGACAAAAUGUUCAUUGUUGAACAUCAAUGAUGAGACUGUUGCUGUUGGUAGAGUUUGUACUGGUGAAUUUGCAAAAAUGGCUCACGGCUCACCUGUAGCGUCUAAUCAUGAGAAGGUAGUGCUUGAUUGCAUUCUUAUGCCAGAUGAACCGACUUCAAAAUUUAACAAGUUCGCACGCACCUUUCAAGAAGUUGGAAUUGAAGGACUUGUGGUGCAUCCAAAGAUGUGCAUCUUAUAUAAUUAGGAGGGUUGAACUGUUUUUUUGGAGAUGCUAUGAAGAUAUCUCAGCCAUCAUCUUUUGCGUAUAUCAACGAUAAACAUAUAUGGCUUUUGCUUUUUAUGCUAAUGCUCAGACGGCGUUUUACUUCUUUUUUUUUUGGUAAUUUUCACACUUAUGCUAAUUUUCACACUUCUGCAUUUGUGCAUAAGAAGACUAUGAUGUGGCAUAUUCUUAUGCAACUAUGCAUAAGGAAGUAUUUUACUUUUAACUGGAAAAAAACUUGGUAUGUAAUAUAUAUCUCUGUGAAGAUUCUUAUGCAACUAUGCAUAAGGGAAGUAGUUUAAUUUUAAUUGAAAAAAAACUUGGUAUGUAAUAUAUAUAUCUAUGUGAAUGAAUUUUACUUCUUGCA
Messenger RNA from Papaver somniferum (opium poppy), 4236 nucleotides. RefSeq lists its product as uncharacterized. The transcript has 11 exons. NCBI's taxonomy places the organism in Eukaryota, Viridiplantae, Streptophyta, Magnoliopsida, Ranunculales, Papaveraceae. The record is from RefSeq and is a predicted model, not a curated record. Bases 696 to 3305 code for a protein of 869 amino acids.